AUGGCUCAAACACUCCAGUUCACCAGCUACGAGCAUGAGGAUGCCUGGGACGUGAAUUGGCUGCGGGUGGAUGACACCCAUGAACUUUACUAUCAACAGUUUGGCAAGAAGGACGGAAAGCCUGUCAUCUACCUCCAUGGUGGGCCUGGCGGGAACUGCUCCAAAACCAACACGGUCUUCUUCAACCCCUCUGAAUACCGAGUGGUUCUGCUCGACCAGCGAGGCUGUGGUCAAUCGCGCCCUAAUGCCAACACAACAGACAACACUACUUGGCAUCUCGUCGAAGACAUCGAAAAGCUGCGCAAGCAUCUGAAGUUUUCCAAAUGGCACAUGGUCUUUGGUGGCUCCUGGGGAUCCACACUCGCUCUAGCAUAUGCGCAAACACACCCCGAUAGUGUAGGUAGUCUAGUCCUGCGCGGCAUCUUCACCGUGCGAGACAUCGAACUCAAGUGGACCAACCAUGCAGGCGGCGCGCAAAUGCUGUUUCCCGACCGCUGGGAGGACUUUAUCAAGUUUUUACCAGAGGAAGAACGUUCCGAUCAUAUCGGCAACUACCACAAACGCCUCAUGUCUUCGGACUCGUCUAUCAGUCAUCCCGCGGCUGAGGCGUGGAACACGUGGGAGCUAUCAAUCAGCACCCUGUAUCCUGACCCACACGCGUACAAGAAACUGAAAGAACCAGCCUAUCUGCUCGCACAUGCUAGGAUGGAGAUCCACUACUUCAUCAACAAAGCAUGGAUGGAAGACGGGCAGCUGUAA
Molecule: messenger RNA, 759 nt
Organism: Alternaria incomplexa
Lineage: Eukaryota; Fungi; Ascomycota; Dothideomycetes; Pleosporales; Pleosporaceae
Exons: 2
Coding region: 1-759 (252 amino acids)
Biological process (GO): proteolysis
Cellular component (GO): cytoplasm
Molecular function (GO): aminopeptidase activity
Source: RefSeq, a predicted model, not a curated record